AUGGAGAUGGCUUCUGUAACUGCUGGUGAUGGACAAAGCACUUGCAUGCAAUCAUGUUACAACAUGAUUGCUGCAUUUUUAGGGGUUGGCAUUUUAACACUGCCAUAUGCACUGUCCAUCGCUGGUUGGCUUGGCUUAUUACUAUUUAUUGCGGUUGCAAUGGUAUGCUGUCGGACAGCUCUCCUGCUUGAGCGUUGCAUGCGCGGUAAUGAAUCAGAUGUUCAGAGCUAUGGUGACAUGGGUUAUAAAGCAUUUGGAAGGUCAGGGAGAAUAGUGGCCUCACUAAUAGGGAGCACAGAACUCUAUCUGAGUUCUAUCAGCCUACUGCUGUUGGUGUCUGAGAAUCUAAAUUAUUUGUUUCCCCACACAGUCUUCUACCUUGGACACCUAAAACUUGGGGAAAAGAAGUUGUUCACAGUUUGCACUGCUUUAGUGAUGCUUCCAACUUUAUUCUCAACAAAUGUUACAAAAUUAUCAUUCAUAAGUGGUUUGGGGACACUAGGGAUUUUUGUAAUAAUAUUGGCUAUGCUUUGGGUUGGAGGUACUAGUGGAUAUGGAUUUCAAGACCGAGCAAAAGUUGUUUCAUGGAAAGAUGCUAUCGAGGAUGGACUACCAAAGCAAUAUAAGAAACAGUUAAUUUGUAUUGUCAUAAGAUUUAUUCUCCUAAUUAUCACAACCCUGAUUGCUUGUUUUUUCCCUUAUUUCGAGUCUCUGAUGGCGAUCGUGGGGUCAUUUUCUGUGGUUUUGACAUCAUUAUUGUUCCCCUGCUGCUGCUACUUGAAGCUAAGAGGAGGUGAAAAAUUCAAUGUCAAGUUUAUAGAGAUACUUGGAAUAAUAGUGUUUGGUAUAAUGACUGGGGUUACAGGAUUAUACUUUGUUGUCUUUGAUCUUGUCCACGGUGCUGGUUAA
Messenger RNA from Coffea eugenioides, 909 nucleotides. Its product is annotated as amino acid transporter AVT1I-like. The record is from RefSeq and is a predicted model, not a curated record. Lineage: Eukaryota; Viridiplantae; Streptophyta; Magnoliopsida; Gentianales; Rubiaceae. The coding region runs from base 1 to 909 and encodes 302 amino acids. Gene Ontology annotation, molecular function: amino acid transmembrane transporter activity. The transcript is spliced from 3 exons. Gene Ontology annotation, biological process: amino acid transmembrane transport. Gene Ontology annotation, cellular component: vacuolar membrane.